This is a messenger RNA of Actinia tenebrosa (Australian red waratah sea anemone), 1146 nucleotides long. RefSeq lists its product as uncharacterized. NCBI's taxonomy places the organism in Eukaryota, Metazoa, Cnidaria, Anthozoa, Actiniaria, Actiniidae. The record is from RefSeq and is a predicted model, not a curated record.
AUGACUAUACUGACCAGUAGGUGAAAAGUUGCUGGAAACAUCGAUUCGGAUUCGAAAAAUAAACAAUUUAUCCAGAGAAGAGAAGCAAGAUGAUGUCAAGAACCCUUCUGCUAAGUGCACUCGUCUGCAUGAUUUACUGGAGCGAUUUUGCAGUUGCGUCGCCAAAGUGCCCACAGCCAAAGUUAAGAAAAUGGCACCGGGUCACCAAUGCUAUGAUCAAAUCUACUUACAAUCUCGGCGUAAGAAUGACGCACAAUGAUGUUGGAGGAAAACUAGUGAUUACUGGUAAUGUCUACAGCAAUGGAUGUGGAGGCGGGGCUGGCUCAAUAGCAGUAACAUACAUUCGAGGCGACUGGGUCCAGAUCAGAUACACUCAAGAGUUCCGUGGGAGUGCUUCAUGUUGGAAGAUAUUUGGGACCACUGCCUAUCCAAAAUAUAGUUCGAAUAUUGCUUUUCAUCCCAAUCCUUUACAACAAAAGCCAGUUGUGGCAUUGCAAGACUAUUCUGAAGCAGAUGGAGAUGGAAUAUUCAAUGAAUUGCACAUGAACUCAUUGACCAACAACAAGUUUGAUGGUCGAGUGUAUCGCUGUGAUAAUAACAGAGACAAUUUCUGGCACACAAAUAACGGUGAUGGACUGAGGCGAGCCACGGUAAUGUUGCGCAGGAGAUCACUGACAGAGAAUGCUGGGAUAGUAACAGAGACCUCGUGUGGUACUCCAAGCUACGUCAUCAAAGACGUAUACGUGUUGAUGUAAUGUCACAUGAAACAAGAUCACUGACCGAGGAAGCUGGGAUAGUAAUAGAGACCUGGUGUAGUACUGCAAGCUACAUCAUCAAGACAUAUACGAGUUAUUGUAAUUAUCAUCUAUUGUUAUUGUUAUUAUUAACAUUUUCAAAGAAGAGCGUAAAGAGCGUGAUGGUGUGUAAUUUUCCAAACGUUCGCUGAAUGAGGGUCUGUGUGUACCUAAUUAGAAUAGAAUAGAAUAGGAUAGGAUAGAAUGGGAUAGGGUAUUGUAUAAACAUUUGAACAUUUUUCUCAUUUGCCUUAAAUCAAUUUUAUAAAGGUUUUCUCAUCAUAUAAUGCAUAAUUUAACCAUUUGAAUAUGAAAAUAUUUGCUAUUAAAGAUUAACUAUUUUUUUAUUGGA